GCUAACCCAUACCUAAUACUCCAUUGCCUUAUCUAAUCCAUGGACUAGGCUAAUCCUUGCAAUUUAUAUUCCAAUGUGACUUCUCACACAAAGCUUCCCUCCCAUCUAAACCUGCAACUGCAAGUACUACUCUACUCUUUAUUGUUGCAUCGCCAUCCACCACCCGCCCAGAAAAAGGUCCAAGAAUUUAGCAACGGUAAUCAAGAAUGGCCACGCCAAGAUCCUUCCCCGACUCCUAGCACAUGCCCAAGAAUUGUCUCCAAAAAGAUUCCAUCUUUUUGAUUGGUCAUAAAGCAAAGCCUCUGCUUUUGAUCUAUACUGGUUUAGUGAUUUCGUUUGCUCUGGUUUCGUGAGUUGUGUGAUUGAUACAAGGAUGAGUAAUUCUUCGGGGCUGCUGCCUCCGCCAUCGCCGUCGCCACCGCAGCCUCCGGCGUCCCCGCCGGCGCUUGGCAACGUGGAGGCCAAGAUAAGCCCGAGCAUCCUCUUCAUCGUGGCCAUCUUGGCGAUCGUCUUCUUCGUGUGCGGGCUGCUCCACGUGGUGGUGCGCCACCUGCUACUGGUGCACCGCCGGCGCCGCGCACGGGAGGACGCGGAGAGCGUGACGGCGUUCCAGGGGCAGCUGCAGCAGCUGUUCCACCUGCACGACGCCGGCGUGGACCAGGCCUUCAUCGACGCGCUCCCGGUGUUCCUGUACCGCAACGUCGUGGGAGGCGGCGGCGGGCAAGGCGCGGGCAAGGACCCGUUCGACUGCGCCGUCUGCCUGUGCGAGUUCUCGCCCGACGACCAGCUCCGGUUGCUGCCCAAGUGCAGCCACGCGUUCCACCUGGAGUGCAUCGACACAUGGCUGCUGUCCCAUUCCACGUGCCCACUCUGCCGGAGGUGCCUGCUCGCCGAGCUAUCGCCGACGUGCAGCCCCGUCGUGAUGGUGCUCGAGUCCGAGAGCUCCCGCGACAUGGGCGCCUCGGCGACACGGGCCAGAGACGACGCCGACGGUGAGCCAAGCGGCGUCGGCGGUGGCGCGUUGGGGCAGGAGGAAGCAGAAGAGGUGGUCGAGGUGAAGCUGGGAAAGUUCAUGUGCGUGGAAGGCAACGCCAAUGCGAAUGCCACGGCCAACGGAGGGGACGGAGCUGGCACCAGCAGCGACGUCAAUGGCGAUGUUAAUGCCAAGGCACGCCUCGGGCAAAGAAGGUGCCACUCCAUGGGUUCCUACGAGUACGUCAUGGACGAGCGCGCUUCGCUACGCGUGGCGAUCAAGCCGCCCAAGAAGAAGCCAGCAGUCUCCAAGUCUUGCCGCCGCGGCGCCAUGUCUGAAUGCGAGUUCGGCGCGUCCAAGCGCGGGGAGACGUCGCUCCGCCUGCCAUUCCCAGAAACGGUCCCGAAGCAGCAGCAGUCCGACGCGGCCAUGGUUAAGCUCGCUAAGGACAGCUUCUCCGUGUCCAAGUUUUGGAUGGUGCCGUCCAAGAAAGGCACCGACGCGGCCGCCGAGAGGCGCACGGUGUCGUUCCGGUGGCCGGUGACCAAGGGCGAGGAAGGCAACGAGAAGAAGAGCGGAAGCGAGGCGGACUGGGACGUCGAGGGCCGAAGCUGCGGCAACAGUGUCGUGUCGUCUCUCGCGGAGGAGAGGCCGUCGUUCGCGAGGAGGACCUUGCUCUGGGUCGUCGGAGGCCGGCAACACAACAGAAUCGGGAGCUGUUCUUGAUCAGCAUUUCUAUCAAACGCAAAGGAAAACGAUUCUUUUCUUCUCUCUUUCUUUGUGUUUUUUUGGCAGAUUGGUAGUGAUUGAAGCAGGAAGUAAUUUGUAAAACCUCAUAAGCUAUGAAGAUUCUUUCUUUUACUUGUGUACU
Phragmites australis (common reed) is the source of this 1844-nucleotide messenger RNA. Its product is annotated as RING-H2 finger protein ATL13-like. The record is from RefSeq and is a predicted model, not a curated record. The transcript has a single exon. NCBI's taxonomy places the organism in Eukaryota, Viridiplantae, Streptophyta, Magnoliopsida, Poales, Poaceae. Bases 374 to 1699 code for a protein of 441 amino acids.